AUGGCCGCGGCGGCGGGCAGCGGCGGGCUGGGGGCGACGGCGGGCACUGCGGGUCUGGGAGGCGCGGCGGCGGCCGCGGGCCUGGCAGUUUAUCGACGGAAGGACGGGGGCCCGACCAGCAAGUUUUGGGAGAGCCCGGAGACGGUGUCCCAGCUGGAUUCCGUGCGGGUCUGGCUGGGCAAGCACUACAAGAAGUAUGUUCAUGCGGAUGCUCCUACCAAUAAAACACUGGCUGGGCUGGUGGUACAGCUUCUCCAGUUCCAGGAAGAUGCCUUUGGGAAACAUGUCACCAACCCGGCCUUCACCAAACUCCCUGCAAAAUGUUUCAUGGAUUUCAAAGCUGGAGGCACCUUGUGUCACAUUCUUGGGGCUGCUUACAAAUAUAAAAAUGAACAGGGAUGGCGGAGGUUUGAUCUACAGAAUCCAUCCCGAAUGGAUCGUAAUGUUGAAAUGUUUAUGAACAUUGAAAAAACAUUGGUGCAGAGCAAUUGUCUGACCAGACCCAACAUCUACCUCAUUCCAGACAUUGAUCUGAAGUUGGCUAAUAAAUUGAAAGAUAUAAUCAAACGACAUCAGGGGACAUUUACUGAUGAGAAGUCAAAAGCUUCCCACCACAUUUAUCCAUAUCCUUCCUCACAAGAGGAUGAAGAGUGGUUGAGACCUGUGAUGAGAAAAGACAAGCAGGUGUUAGUGCAUUGGGGGUUUUACCCAGACAGCUAUGAUACUUGGGUCCAUAGUAAUGAUGUUGAUGUGGAAAUUGAAGAUCCACCAAUUCCAGAAAAGCCAUGGAAGGUUCAUGCAAAAUGGAUUUUGGACACUGAUGUUUUCAAUGAAUGGAUGAAUGAGGAGGAUUAUGAGGUGGAUGAGAACAGGAAGCCCGUGAGUUUUCGUCAGCGAAUUUCAACAAAGAAUGAAGAGCCAGUCAGAAGUCCAGAGAGAAGAGAUAGAAAAGCAUCAGCUAAUGCUCGAAAGAGGAAACAUUCACCUUCCCCUCCACCUCCCACACCCACAGAAUCCCGGAAGAAGAGCGGGAAGAAAGGCCAAGCUAGUCUUUAUGGGAAGCGGAGAAGUCAGAAAGAGGAAGAUGAGCAAGAAGAUCUUACCAAGGACAUGGAAGACCCAACACCUGUACCCAACAUAGAGGAGGUGGUUCUUCCAAAAAAUGUAAACCCAAAGAAAGAUAGUGAAAAUACACCUGUUAAAGGAGGAACUGUAGCAGAUCUAGAUGAGCAGGAUGAAGAAACAGUCACAACAGGAGGAAAGGAAGAUGAAGAUCCUGGCAAAGGUGAUCAGAGUCGGUCAGUUGACCCUGGUGAAGAUAAUGUGACAGAGCAGACCAAUCACAUUAUUAUUCCUAGCUAUGCAUCGUGGUUUGAUUAUAACUGUAUUCAUGUGAUUGAACGGCGUGCUCUUCCUGAGUUUUUCAAUGGAAAAAACAAAUCCAAGACUCCGGAGAUAUACUUGGCAUAUCGAAAUUUUAUGAUCGACACAUACCGCCUAAAUCCCCAGGAAUAUUUAACCAGCACUGCUUGUCGGAGGAACUUGACUGGAGAUGUAUGUGCUGUGAUGAGGGUUCAUGCCUUUUUAGAGCAGUGGGGGCUUGUUAAUUACCAAGUGGAUCCAGAAAGUCGACCCAUGGCAAUGGGACCUCCUCCGACUCCUCAUUUCAAUGUAUUAGCUGAUACCCCCUCUGGGCUUGUACCUCUACAUCUUCGAUCACCUCAGGUUCCUGCUGCUCAGCAGAUGUUAAAUUUUCCUGAGAAGAACAAGGAAAAACCAAUUGAUUUGCAGAACUUUGGUCUUCGUACUGACGUUUACUCCAAGAAAACCUUAGCAAAGAGUAAAGGUGCUAGUGCUGGAAGAGAAUGGACUGAACAGGAGACACUUCUACUGCUGGAGGCUCUGGAGAUGUAUAAGGAUGACUGGAACAAAGUGUCGGAACACGUUGGAAGUCGCACACAGGAUGAAUGCAUCCUCCACUUUUUGAGGCUUCCCAUUGAGGACCCAUACCUUGAGAAUUCUGAUGCUUCCCUGGGGCCCCUGGCCUACCAGCCUGUCCCCUUCAGUCAGUCAGGAAACCCAGUCAUGAGCACUGUUGCUUUUUUGGCAUCUGUGGUGGAUCCUCGUGUGGCAUCUGCUGCAGCCAGAGCAGCUUUGGAAGAGUUUUCUCGAGUCCGGGAGGAGGUACCACUGGAAUUGGUGGAAGCUCACGUCAAAAAAGUACAAGAAGCAGCACGAGCCUCUGGGAAGGUGGAUCCCUCCUAUGGUUUGGAGAGCAGCUGCAUUGCAGGCACAGGGCCAGAUGAGCCAGAGAAGCUUGAAGGAGCUGAAGAGGAAAAAAUGGAAACAGAUACUGAUGGUCAGCAGCCUGAAAAGGCAGAAAACAAAGGGGAGAAUGAAAUGGAUGAAGGUGAUAAAGCUCAAGAUGGAGAAAAUGAAAAAAAUAGUGAGAAAGAACAGGAUAGUGAAGUUAGUGAAGAUACCAAAUCAGAAGAAAAGGAGACUGAAGAGAACAAGGAACUCACUGAUACUUGUAAAGAAAGAGAAAGUGAUAUUGGGAAGAAGAAAGUAGAACAUGAAAUUUCUGAAGGAAAUGUAGCCACAGCCGCAGCAGCUGCUCUUGCCUCAGCUGCAACCAAAGCCAAGCACUUGGCUGCCGUGGAAGAGAGAAAGAUCAAGUCUCUGGUAGCUCUCCUGGUUGAGACACAAAUGAAGAAACUGGAGAUCAAACUUAGACAUUUUGAGGAACUGGAAACCAUCAUGGACAGAGAGAAAGAAGCUUUAGAACAACAGAGGCAGCAGUUGCUUACUGAACGCCAGAACUUCCACAUGGAACAGCUGAAAUACGCUGAGUUGCGAGCCCGACAGCAAAUGGAACAGCAGCAGCAUGGGCAGAACCCUCAACAGGCACACCAGCACUCAGGGGGACCUGGCCUGGCACCACUGGGAGCAGCAGGGCACCCUGGCAUGAUGCCUCAUCAGCAGCCCCCUCCCUACCCUCUGAUGCACCACCAGAUGCCGCCGCCUCAUCCACCUCAGCCAGGUCAGAUACCAGGUCCAGGUUCCAUGAUGUCUGGGCAGCCCAUGCCAGGCCGCAUGAUGUCCACCGUUGCAGCCAACAUCCACCCCCCUGGGAGUGGCCCUACCCCUCCUGGUAUGCCUCCAAUCCCAGGAAACAUCUUAGGACCCCGGGUACCCCUCACGGCACCUAACGGCAUGUAUCCCCCUCCGCCGCAGCAGCAGCCACCUCCUCCACCACCUACAGAUGGAGUCCCUCCGCCUCCCGCUCCAGGCCCACCAGCCUCGGCUGCGCCCUAGCCUGGAAGAUGCAGGGGACGUCCACGCCCAGCGCCACCAGCUGGAGUGGGGAUGACAGGACUUGUGUUACUCAGCUUCCUUGGGUUUCUUUCAGGAUUUUUAUUCUUGCAGCCCCAAGCACACAUCCCUUAUUUCCCCAUUUCUCUUGCCACCCCUGUCCGUGCUCUGACAUGUCUUGUGUUAGGUCCUCCUCCAACACUCAGGGGGAAGCCUGUGGUGACAGUGUGCCCUGGUCAUCCUAAAAAUACCCAGUGUCUCCCUGUCCUGGUAUGGGGUAUGCUGACAGUUUAUCUGCAGGUCCUAUCAACAGUAGUGUUUCUAUGUCUGUCAUUUUUGCUCUCCUGCAGUUUUUUUGCUUUGUCUUAUGCUUUUAUGGAUAAUGCUUUAUAAUCAUUAUCUUUUUCUUUCUUUGGGGGGGAUGGGUCAUUAUUGCUUUAAAGGAGAGCAUCCUAAGUUAAUAGGAACCAAAAAAUAAUGAUGGGCAGAGGGGAUAGCCAGAAGGGAUAAACCUUAAGGCAUUAUAAGUGACCUUAUUUCUGCUUAUCUGAGCUAAGAAUGGUGCUGAUGGUGAAGGUUCAUGAGACUUUUGCCACACAUGGACGCACCAGAAUUAAAAGAGAUGGGGAAAGGGAUCCCACUGACUUCAUCCCUAGUGAGGACUGUGAGAACCUCCAGCCUGCCUGGCAGAACAUCCCCCUUUAGUCCCUGGUAAGGGAGAGCACAAGCAUUAGAACAGAUCCACUUCUUCCCCAGGCCCACUGGUUCUGGUUUUCUAUGCAGAUGGUUUGUUAGAUUCCGGGGGCGGGGUGGGGGGCUUGUUCUUCUGAGGGCAGUGUGAGCUUUGAGGGCUGCAUUUGGGAGGCAUUCCUUAGUUUCCUAGACUAGCCAGGAAAGUUUUGGGCGUCUAGGGCAACGGCCACCCAAUGAAUGUAGCCCACUAUUCACUGCUUUGUAUGCAUUCUUUUUUUCUCCCUCUUUAAAAAAAAAAAACCUUAAAAAAAAAAAGAGUAAGUAGAUAGUGCUGAUAAACAUUUUAGCUCAUGGAACUUGAUUAGGUUGGCUGGGGGUACAAGUCCCCAAACUACCUCUUGCAGUAGCCAGGGUGAAGGAUUUAGUGAAGCGGUACUUUAGGUUUGGGGUGGGAUUGGAGAAGUGGGGCAGGAUCAACAGCCUCUCAUCCCUUCUCCCUUCCCUGUCUGAGAUCUCACAUUCCAUCUAUCACAGGGUUGUCAAGGAGAUGCUGUGGGUACCAAGGAGCUCACUUGGCAAUCAGAGCAUCAUGCUUUGAGGGUGAGGUUCUCGGGCUAGGAGAGUGGAAUACCAUUCCAGAGGAAGAGCCACAAAAAUGCCUUAAUAUGAGCCCAUUUCUACCCCUGCUGAUGAGUGACUUAAAGAGUUCUUGGUGUUCUCUUCUUGUCCUUCUUCCCUCCCCUGUCUUUCCAUGGGUGGGGAAAGGGUGUUUUGAGUAGAGCUUGAUUUCCAAAACACCUGGCUUCUUCACAGUUUCAAGUGGCAGUUUCAUUUAGAAUGCAAAGUGGAACAUCUUUUGGAUACCUUUUCUAUAUAUUCUAUAAAGCUUUACAUAUGUGAGGGUGUGGGAAGGUGUUUAUAAAACACCCUAGAACUUUCUUCCUUAAUGUCAGAAAGCAAAAAAAAAAAGGGAAAAAAUUAAACCACAGUUAAGAUUUGCCUUUCAAACCCUCAGGUGUUACCUCUAACCAGGUGGCCCUGGUCACCAUCAGAGUACUGGAACCAAGGAGACCUUGUUCCUUUUUUGAGUUUAUUCUGGACUCUUGGAGUGGAAAUGAGCUUGUUCCUACUGGAGUUUAAUUCCAUUGCUUUUGACUUCAGAAAGACCCCCGUGCCUUUUGACAAUGGCCAGGGUUUUAUUUUCACACCAGUCUUUCCCAAAGGAAAUUCAUUCCAAAUACUUACCUUUUCCACUGAGGUCUUAGAAAGAAAAUGGAAUUCUGGUUCAUACUGUGGUCUCUUGUAACCUCAGGUCUUUAAUGUGAUCACUUUCAAAUUUAAAAGAUCCAGGUGGAAGUAUUUUUACUAUGCUGGUAAUCUACAGAAUACCUGAAUUCUUACACUGUUAUGUUUCAGUAUAAGUGGUGACUUUUUAUGUCUGAUCUGGUUUCAUUCCUGUAAUACAGCCACCCGAUUUUGUGAGGGGGGAAUAAUAUGUGGUUUUUGUACAAACAUGUUUCUCAAUGUGUUAUUUUGGAAAAGUGAAGAGAGGGAGUUUUGGGAGAUUGGAAGAAGUUCAUCAAGAAGGCUUAAUCUCCCUCUUUUUCAGUGAAUAAAUGGAACAUCAUUUCUGGA
Molecule: messenger RNA, 5643 nt
Organism: Lagenorhynchus albirostris (white-beaked dolphin)
Lineage: Eukaryota; Metazoa; Chordata; Mammalia; Artiodactyla; Delphinidae
Gene: SMARCC1
Product: SWI/SNF related, matrix associated, actin dependent regulator of chromatin subfamily c member 1
Exons: 28
Coding region: 1-3318 (1105 amino acids)
Biological process (GO): positive regulation of DNA-templated transcription
Cellular component (GO): SWI/SNF complex; npBAF complex; nBAF complex
Molecular function (GO): nucleosomal DNA binding; histone binding
Source: RefSeq, a predicted model, not a curated record